Messenger RNA from Ilyonectria robusta, 3174 nucleotides. RefSeq lists its product as uncharacterized. The transcript has 2 exons. Gene Ontology annotation, cellular component: cytoplasm; cytosol. The coding region runs from base 297 to 3137 and encodes 946 amino acids. Lineage: Eukaryota; Fungi; Ascomycota; Sordariomycetes; Hypocreales; Nectriaceae. Gene Ontology annotation, biological process: ubiquitin-dependent endocytosis. Gene Ontology annotation, molecular function: ubiquitin protein ligase binding; protein-macromolecule adaptor activity. The record is from RefSeq and is a predicted model, not a curated record.
CCCCCUCACCCUUCAAUACAAUGCAGACUUAGCUCAAUGGUCCAAUGCUCAGGCCCCGCUGUGUUCUGCUGUGCAUCACCUGGCGGUUAUAAGUCCAAGCACCCUCCCUUGCACGCAGCCUGCUUCCAUUUGCCCUUACAUUGGCCUCUCUGUUAGAUUUCUAUAACAUCACUCGAGAACCCAAGCCUUCCUCCUCCUCGUUGUUCACACUUCUUUACGCUAGCUUCCUGUUUUGUGAAAGCUCACCGGCUGGGCACACAUCAUCGCUGCUUGGCUGGAGCCGCCCGUUAACCACCAUGACAGCAAACGCCGAGAAGCAACGCCGUUCCAACUGGAUCACCGCCCACGAAAACAUUUACUACCGCCCGCGCCUCAGCAAGAAGAAGUCGGCCUCGCUGAACGUUGCCCGCUUUCCAACUCCCCUGAUUGGACCUCGGAGAGCUCGUCCGCAAGCCAUCCACAUUGUCAGCUACCCCUCAGGCUAUAUCCCCAGAGAAUUGCGUCCCGAAAACCAGCCGCCAAGUCCCCCGCCCCCGCGUCAAACGCCAUCUCUGCAGCCCGGGAACUAUCGCGACAACCAGAAGCGCAAAGCGGCCAAGGUCAGAGCCCGUCGACGAGCCGAAUCCACUGAGAGCGGUUCUGUGACAUUUCGGCCGCUGGGGAAACUGCUUGGAUCAUUUUCCAGCUCCACGACCAACCUCGCAUCCUCCUCAUCCUCAUCUGCUGUGACCAGCACUGUUACCGCUGCUCGUAUUAGUGCAGCGCCCGCUACUGCUGCACGAUCCGACGCGCCCCCGCCCGCAUUUGGUCGCACGACCUGGGCACCUGCCACUACCGGAUCAACUGGGGAAAGCGCAGCCGGACCCCCGCCUGCCUAUGACGACACUCCACCCGAGUCUCCGACACAUGAUUUAACUUUGACGACCACAGCCACAUCCUCAACGCCUUUCAUCUCAACCAAUUCAGACUCCGAAAUGGCGUCUCGAGUUGUUAAUCCGCCCCUGCCGGGCGGCUUCAUGAUGGCCAGUCCCCAAAGCCUCAUCGGCCGCACCAGUGCGUCAAAAUCUGCCGUCACAUCGUUCGUCGCCGAGGUCCCCAAGCCCGUCGCAUCCGGGAGCGGUGUAUCUUGCUCCAUCCUCCUCGCCGAACAGAACAUUUUCCUCUCUGGCUUCGACCAUGAUGGCAAUCGCCACCGCGACGGCCACGCCGGCACUGCUCUGCUGCGAGGCAAGCUUCAGCUGCGCAUUACCAAGAAUGUCAAGAUCAAGGCUGUCCAGCUCAAGCUGCUUGGCCGUGCCCGCACCGAGUGGCCUGAGGGCAUCCCUCCCUUGAAGCAGGUUGACUACCAGGAGGAGAGUCUGCGCACCCAGGUCCUGACCUUCUUCAACGCCAUGAACGAUGGCUGGGAGACCGAUUACGGGAACCAAUGCACCUACCAACUCAAGGGUGCCUCGAACGAUAAUCCCAACAGCAGCUCCACCAGCAUCGCUACCCGCGCGAACAACUCUAACUCUAUCCAGACGUCGCAUCGCAACCACAUCACUCCGAGGGAAAUGAAGCGCUUGUCGCUUCAGAAUGCCCAGUCGCGUAGCUUCCAGAAGGAUGAGAGCCCGAUCGCCACGGCUACCCAGGCCAAGGGCUACAAGGUCUUCUACCCUGGCGUCUACGACUACUCCUUCGAACUCCCCAUCGACCACCAUCAGCUCGAGACCACCAAGUUGCAGUUCGGAUCCGUGACCUGGGAGCUCCUCGCCACUGUCGAUCGCGCUGGCGCCUUCCGGCCCAACCUGCACGGCAGCAAGGAGUUGUCCAUCGUCCGAGUUCCUGACCAACUCUCGCUCGAAAUGUCGGAGCCCAUCUCCAUUAGCCGACAGUGGGAAGAUCAACUACACUACGAUAUUGUCAUCUCGGGAAAGAGUUUCCCGAUUGGUAGCAAGAUCCCCAUUGCCUUUAAGCUGACGCCCCUGGCCAAGGUCCAGGUGCACAAGCUCAAGGUCUUCGUUACCGAGUCCAUUGAGUACUGGACAAACGACAAGCGUGUCACUAGAAAGGACCCUGGUCGCAAGAUCCUGCUCCUCGAGAAGACGGCUGGCAAGCCCCUCGACGAGGCAUGGGAAGACUCCGACCUGCGCUUCCUCCAAGGUGGAGAGUUGACCCCUGAGCAACGACGCGAAGCCCGCGAGGCUGCGGCCCGGAGACGAGCCUCUGAGGCAGCAAGACGCCACCAAACCGCCCAGCCACUGCCCGAUCCCAGCGAGAACAUGUUGGGAGAUUUGGAUUUGGGACUGGAGCACUUUUGGGGCGCAACCGAGAUCGAAGCCAACGUGCAAAUCCCGACAUGCGAAAUGAUGGCCAAGAACAAGGAUUUGAGGCUUCAUCCUGACUGCAGCUGGAAGAAUGUCAACGUCUACCACUGGAUCAAGGUUGUGAUGCGAAUCAGCCGUAUUGAUCCUGAGGACCCCAGCGGCACCAAGCGCAAGCACUUUGAGAUCAGCAUCGAUUCGCCCUUUACUGUUCUCAACUGCCGAGCUACUCAAGCCAACACUAACCUUCCCGCAUACUCGGGUGCCAUGGGUCCUACGACUGCUUGCCAAUCCAGCUGUGGAUGCCCCGAUGCUAUGAGCAUCCCUACCAACAUCUCGCCUAGCUCUUCUACUGGCACACUUUCUCAUGUGAACCCUGGCAGUGAUGUCCUCCCUGCACCGCCUCAGGUUGCCCACCUGGCCCAUAACGCCACGAACGAGCCGCGACCCAUGCAUUUGUUGAGGGUCCCGAGUUUCAACCCGCCAGCCUUUGAAGACGAUAUCGCGCCACCCGCUCACGAGAAUGACCAGAGUGCUCUCCGUGAGGGGGUCAUGACGCCACCUCCGUGCUACGACCUUGUGGUGGGCACACCGAGUGUAGACGGUCUUGCCGACUACUUUGCCCGCCUGGCGGACUACGACGGCGCCGACUCUGAUUCAGCAUCCGACUCAGACGAGACACCUCCAAGGAUUCUUGAGAGGACUGGACGGGUCAAUGUGGCCCAUCCUAGUACACCAGGCGGCAGGAUGCCCAGCAGGAGUAUGGAGAUCUCCCGCCCGCCCAUCACUCUCGAUAUGGGAGCCAUCACCCGACGCGCCGCAAGGGUCGGGUGAAGCGCUGGCCGCCUGUGUGGAGUGAUGACGAAUCACU